Molecule: messenger RNA, 2122 nt
Organism: Hibiscus syriacus
Lineage: Eukaryota; Viridiplantae; Streptophyta; Magnoliopsida; Malvales; Malvaceae
Product: boron transporter 4-like
Biological process (GO): monoatomic anion transport; monoatomic ion homeostasis; transmembrane transport
Cellular component (GO): plasma membrane
Molecular function (GO): solute:inorganic anion antiporter activity
Source: RefSeq, a predicted model, not a curated record
UUUAAGCUUUUUCGGAGUUGCCUUUGUUUUUUUUUUUUUCCUUCCAGCUGUUUUCUGUUUCUUGAAAUGGAAAACUUGAAAGCUCCUUUCAAGGGUAUUGCAAGUGAUGUCAAAGGAAGAGCAGCUUGUUACAAACAAGACUGGAUUUCUGGUAUUCGUUCAGGAUUAGGGAUACUAGCCCCAACUGCCUACAUCUUCUUUGCUUCUGCUCUGCCGGUUAUUGCCUUCGGCGAGCAACUGAAUCGAGAUACAGAUGGGAGCCUAAGCACAGUCAAAACGUUGGUGUCAACCGCCCUUUGCGGUGUUGUGCUACACUCGAUAUUCGGUGGUCAACCUCUUUUGAUUCUUGGAGUUGCAGAGCCAACAGUUAUUAUGUAUACAUAUUUGUACAACUUUGCCAAAGGAAGAGAAGACUUGGGGCAAGAAUUAUACUUGGCUUGGACUGGAUGGGUUUGUGUUUGGAUUGCUCUCUUGUUGUUUCUCCUUGCAACGUUCAAUGCUUGCAUGAUAAUUAAUCGGUUCACAAGGGUUGCGGGCGAGCUUUUUGGCAUGUUGAUUAGUGUUCUGUUUAUUCAGGAGGCCAUCAAGGGAUUGCUGAGUGAGUUUCAAGUUCCCGAAGAUCAAGAUUCUAAGUUAGGGAAGUAUCAGUUUCAAUGGCUUUACACAAAUGGACUGUUGGGAAUCGUAUUCUCGUUCGGCCUUCUCUAUACCGCCUUGAAAAGCCAAAGGGCGAGGUCAUGGUGGUAUGGCACAGGGUGGUUUAGAAGCUUCAUUGCAGACUAUGGGGUCCCUUUAAUGGUUGUAGUGUGGACAGCAACGUCUUUUAGUGUACCAAGCAAAGUUCCAUCUGGGGUUCCAAGAAGGCUCUUUAUUCCUCUUCCAGGGGACUCUGCAUCGUUGGGACAUUGGACUGUAAUUAAGGAUAUGGGAAGGAUCCCUUCAUUGUAUAUCUUUGCUGCAUUCAUUCCAGCUGUGAUGGUCGCGGGACUCUACUUUUUCGACCACAGCGUUGCGUCGCAGCUGGCACAACAAAAGGAAUUCAAUCUCAAGAAUCCAUCUGCGUAUCAUUAUGACAUCCUGCUACUCGGAUUCAUGACUUUACUUUGCAGAUUAAUCGGUCUCCCUCCUUCGAAUGGCGUCCUACCGCAGUCUCCUAUGCAUACCAAGAGCCUUGCAAUUCUCAAAGGACAGCUGAUCAGACGAAAAAUGGUGGCGAGUGCGAAAGAAAGCAUAAAGCAGAAGGCUAGCAACUCCGAGAUAUACGGCAAGUUGCAGGCGGUCUUCAUCGAUAUGGACAAGAGUCCGGAAACUGCAGUAGUUAAGGAGCUGGAAGACUUGAAGAAGGUUGUUAUGAAAGGCGAAAACGAAGGAGAAAUCCAGAAGGAAUUUGAUCCCGAAAAGCAUAUCGAUGCGUACUUGCCGGUUCGAGUCAACGAGCAGAGAGUGAGCAAUCUGUUGCAGUCACUGUUAGUAGCUGCAUCAGUAUGUGCUAUGCCUGCAAUCAAAUUGAUACCUACAUCGGUUCUUUGGGGAUAUUUCGCAUACAUGGCCAUUGAUAGUCUUCCGGGAAAUCAGUUCUGGGAAAGGAUGCUACUUCUCUUCAUUACACCAAACAGGCGAUUCAAGGUGUUGGAAGUUGUUCAUGCUUCGUUCGUGGAGUCGGUACCAUACCGAUAUAUCGCGACGUUUACACUCUUCCAGCUCGUAUAUCUUCUGGUAUGCUUUGGUGUGACGUGGAUUCCCAUAGUUGGAAUCUUGUUCCCUUUGCCCUUGUUCCUUCUCAUCAUCAUAAGACAAUACCUUCUCCCGAAGAUCAUCCUCCCGAAUUAUCUCCGGGAACUCGAUGCGGCCGAAUACGAGGAAAUGACCGGAGCCGUCCCAAGAUCAUCCCUUGGCCUCUCUUCGAGGGACAUGGACACAUCUUGUGUUGAGAACGAAGACGAUGGAGCUGAAAGAUUUGAUGCUGAGUUGUUAGACGAGUUGACAACAAGCAGAGGCGAGUUAAAGGUCCGAACCGUUAGCUUCGGAGAGGAAAGGAAAGGCCAGGUUCAUCCAAAUGAAUUUUUUGAGGAAGAAUGAGACGAGUUUGACAAACGUAAUCAAUGACGGACCUAAGAUUUUA